AUUGCAAAUGAUCAAGAUCCUGCAGAAAUAUGGGAAAAUAAAGAGGUUUGAUUUCCUUUACCACAAAGCGGGUCCAUUGUCAGGAAAACCCAGAGGCUAUUCAUUUGUGUCAUUUAUAAGGAAGGAGGAUGCUGAGAGGGCAGUGUUAGAUCUGGAUAGAAAGUUUGUUCUUGGGAGGAAGCUAACUGUGAGGCCUGCACAUGAAAGAGAUUUCCAGAACACCAAGAAGUUGACACUAGGUACGCCGCUACCUCAAGGGCCUGCAACUAAAAUAAGUAAUGAUACAAUGAUACGAGCAAUCGAGGCAAAACUAAAAGCAAUGGAACAGACUCCAAGUGAUUUUUCGGUCUGUACGAGACAGGAGAGCCAGAGUCAAUCCAGCGACAGCACUAAAACUCCAUCUUUCAGUAAAUCAGCAUCUACAUGUCAGAGGUAGCAAUGUACCACAUAUACUUACGUUGUAUCUGUGUAGCUGGCGAAGUUUCGGUGUCAGGUUGGGUAAACAUGUCUGUUAUGACUAUACAUAUUAUUGGAAUUUACAUGUAAGCAAACAUAAAUACUCACCCAUCUCAAGCGGUAGCUUUUGUAAGCCGAUAUAGUAUACGUAAUGUACAGUGUAGUGUUAAAGGCUCACAAUGCGCAUCCAAACGC
Messenger RNA from Priapulus caudatus, 651 nucleotides. RefSeq names its product probable RNA-binding protein 18. The record is from RefSeq and is a predicted model, not a curated record. Lineage: Eukaryota; Metazoa; Priapulida; Priapulimorpha; Priapulimorphida; Priapulidae. Gene Ontology annotation, molecular function: RNA binding.